CAUUAACGAAAGCACAACAACAUUAACGAAAGCACAAUUACAAAUUAGGAAAGCACAACAACAUUAACAAACCGGAAAAGGUAGGUCCCAGUGGGAAAACCUGGGAAAUCGCUGAUUGGACGACGCCACUUUUGGCUUUUGAACCGGAAGUUAUGGCGUGCGCUCGGCGGCAAGACAGUCAUAUCGCUAUGUAUUGUCCUAACUGCGGGAAAGAGCUGGUUGAGCUGUCACCAAACUUUUGCAGCAACUGUGGCAAGAGGAUUCAAGAAAUAUGUGUCGGAAGUACUCCACAGCCUUCAACACGACAGACUAUUCCACCCUGCCCGACUCCAGCCUUCAGCACCUUCCUAGAAUAUCAACAAAAGAAAAACGAGGAGCGGCAAAAGUAUUCUGUAGGGAGAAAGGGGUUAAAGCACAAGGAAAAAAUAAAAGUUCGGAUAAAUGUUGGCUUGAUGGUCAUUCAGAAGGGUGGUCUAAGGCCACAACGUGGAAAAAAUAUUUCCCUUACAACAGACCCAGACAUCUCUGCCACAACUCUGCUUAGUCAGGCUGUUAAAAAAAUGAAGGACUUCAACAAAGAUAUAAAAGAUGGGCCUUUCCUUCUUCUGUAUCCAGAUGGGACAGAGGUUAUUAAUAUCCCUGGGACACAAAGACCUUUUACCCUUGGUGCUUAUAAGGCUGAAGUUGGCAAGCCAUAUCAAAGGAUUACUGUUUUCAUCUGCUUGAAAAGGGACUUUGAAGAAGUUGGAAAUUUGUCAGACUUGUCUGACUCUGACCCAGAGAUUGUUAUUAAAAAAUCCUCAGAGUUGGAUCUUGCUGAUACACUGCCAUGGGAACCUCUGGAUGAAAGCAGUCCUUUACAACAAGUGGCAGAAACAGAGGAUGAUGUUGGGGAUCUAGUGCUUUCAAAUGAAGUACAACAGGAUAUAGAUUUGGAUAACAGAAAAGAUCCAGGCACCCGUGAAUGUCUCACUGUCCAGAGCUCCUGUUACAGAAACUACACCAACCUGUUUGAACCCAUUCUGAUUGACGACGAAGACGAUGUUGAAGAUCUUACUCAUGACAAAGAGAAAGAGCUGCCUACAGAAGAGCCUGUAAAAACAAAUGUGCAGGCACAUGAAAUUAUUGCACAUCUGGCACUGGCAAUUGACCGCAAGAAGGUCAGCAGGUUCAAUAUAUGUCGGUCAGAUGUAUGGGAUGGAGCUGUUCGCGGAUUUCAACGCAGCACGUACUCUGACAGCAAUGACAUGUUCAUCAAGUUUAAUGACGAUGCUGGCUGCUUUGAAGAAGGGUUGGAUACAGGCGGCCCAAGGCGUGAAUUCCUUACACUUCUCAUGAGCCAUCUGAGAAAUCGCCCCAUCUUCGAUGGACCCCCAGAAAACCGUUAUCUUGUCUGCAAUUCAAGAGCUGCCAGGGAAGAUGAGUAUUUUUUAGCAGGAAAGAUGAUUGCUGUAUCCAUUGUACACGGGGGACCAGCACCACAUUUUCUGUCAAAGAACCUGGUCAACCACAUGAUAGGGAAUCCAAGUUUCAGCGCAACUGUAGAAGAUGUGCAAGAUGAGGAGAUAGGGAAAGUUCUGCAGCAGGUCCUGGAAGCAGAAUCAGAGGAAUCUCUGCAAAAUGUAAUUUUGCAAAACAGUACCAUGUUCCAAACUGCUGGAUGCCUCAGAAGUGUGAAGACAUGUGAGAAGCAAGCUUUUGUGGAGGAGUAUCUCAGAUGGUACAUCAUUGACAGAAACCACAGUGCCAUUCAACGAUUCAAAGAUGGAUUGGCAAGUCUUGGUUUCCUCCCUGCACUGCAGCAGCAUUCCAGUGUUCUGUCCCCAGUCUUAUGCUUCUCUGCCAAGGCCCUGACUGCUUCAGACUUGGAGACCAUGUUCAGACCAGAUCUCAGCGCAACAGGAAGCAACAGGCGUCAGAAGGAGGGAAAAACACUGGGCUUUUGGGCAGAUUAUCUCCUUGAUUCAGAAGAAAAAAUGACAGCUGUAUCUCUGGAAGAUCUGUUGAUGUUUGCUACAGGUCUGGCAGCACUUCCACCAGCAGGCAUAAUGCCACCUCCACGCCUCGAGUUUUUAAGUGAUUCACCUUUUCCAGUUGCAAACACCUGUGCAAAUACACUGAAGCUACCGCUUUUGGAAUCAUACAUUGUUUUUAAGGCAAACAUGGACUUUGGGAUCCAAAAUGCUCCAGGAUUCGGCUGUCAUUAAAUCUAAGGUCAAAUGCCAGUUACUGAUUCCUGUUCAGUCUAGUUCAGAUGCUGUUGGCAUACUACCACUGUAAGCAAGUUUUGUAACACAUUGAAGCGAAAAGCUACUUUAGUGUUUUGCUAAACAUUUUUGGUGUUUUUUGGUUCGCAGAGCUAAAUAAUUUACAGUAUAGGCAAGUUGAAACAUGCUGAACACGUUGUUACAGAGUUUUAUUCAGAAUGUGUCAAGUCUGUCUUCAGGGUUAAGACUGAAUACACAGUUCAUUUUAAAUGUUUUAAUCCACCUGUCGCUUUGUAUGUUUUGAAUAAUGUAUUACUUUUCAUUUUAGCAGAAGGAACAGGAAACAAAAGAUCAAAAAUUUGGGUUCAGGUAGUUUGUCCAAAACCUGGCUAUAUCUUUCAGCAAUAAAUACAGUUCUGUGGCUGAUUCCCAGUC
Archocentrus centrarchus (flier cichlid) is the source of this 2642-nucleotide messenger RNA. RefSeq lists its product as uncharacterized. Gene Ontology annotation, cellular component: nucleus; Golgi membrane; cytoplasm. Gene Ontology annotation, molecular function: ubiquitin protein ligase activity. Lineage: Eukaryota; Metazoa; Chordata; Actinopteri; Cichliformes; Cichlidae. Gene Ontology annotation, biological process: membrane fusion; ubiquitin-dependent protein catabolic process; Golgi organization. The record is from RefSeq and is a predicted model, not a curated record. The transcript has 13 exons. The coding region runs from base 153 to 2207 and encodes 684 amino acids.